Molecule: messenger RNA, 1100 nt
Organism: Terrapene triunguis (Three-toed box turtle)
Lineage: Eukaryota; Metazoa; Chordata; Testudines; Emydidae
Gene: GSTZ1
Product: glutathione S-transferase zeta 1
Exons: 9
Coding region: 121-777 (218 amino acids)
Biological process (GO): L-phenylalanine catabolic process; glutathione metabolic process
Cellular component (GO): mitochondrion; cytoplasm
Molecular function (GO): maleylacetoacetate isomerase activity; glutathione transferase activity
Source: RefSeq, a predicted model, not a curated record
UAAUAGACCUAUAGAGAGUACGUGAAGGAGGAUGCGUCAGCCAAUGGAAUGUUAGCAUCCGUGUGACUUCUGUUCAUUCAGAGGCGGAGAGACAGAACAGAGCGGUGCUGAAAGUGCAAGAUGAGUACUGCCUUAAUGAAGCCAGUUCUUUAUAGUUAUUUCCGAAGUUCCUGCUCCUGGAGAGUGAGAAUUGCACUGGCUCUGAAGGGAAUUGCCUAUGAUCAGGAACCAGUGAACCUCCUGAAGGAUGGGGGACAGCAGUUUUCUACUGAAUUCCAGGCAGUAAAUCCAAUGCAGCAGGUCCCGGCUCUGAAAAUCGAUGGCAUCAUCUUGUCUCAGUCGCUGGCCAUAAUUCAGUACCUGGAAGAGACCCGGCCUAACCCCAGGCUGCUGCCUCAAGAUCUGAAGAAGAGAGCCCAAGCCCGGAUGAUUUCGGAUCACAUUGUUUCUGGCAUUCAGCCCCUGCAGAACCUGACUUUCCUGAAACAAGUGGGAGGGGAGAAGAAGCUGGAAUGGGCUCAACACUAUAUCACAUGUGGUUUCAAAGCUCUGGAGCGGAUCCUGCAGCACACCGCUGGGCGCUAUUGCAUUGGGGAUGAGGUUUCCAUGGCUGACUUGUGUUUGGUCCCUCAGGUUUACAAUGCUGAGAGAUUUAAAGUGGACCUGGCUCCAUACCCCACGAUCACCAGAAUCAAUAAAGCCCUUCUGGAGCUAGAGGCAUUCCAAGUGAGCCACCCAUGCCGGCAGCCGGAUACCCCCGCAGAGCUGCGAGCCUAAGGUCCUUCCUACAAGCAGGCUCUGUUCCUCUCUAAAGCACAAGGGCAGGGAUGGCAGAGAAAUGGAUCACAUCCUGCCCAGAGAAGGAAAGCCACACAAGUGCCCAGCAGGCAGCCAUAGCAUUGAUGCAUCCUUGCCAGCUGCAUAGGAGGAAGGAGAAAGAGAGCGAGUGCCCCUGCCCCUGUACUCUGAAAGAAGCUGUGGGUGGCCCAUUGCAGACCUGAGUAUGGAAGGGAAAGGUCAUGCUUACCCCUGAUCAUGUUUAACUACCUUCAAUCUCACCAUGUAGCAGAUUAAAGGAGAAGCAUCAAUAGCUAUCCUCA